Molecule: messenger RNA, 393 nt
Organism: Necator americanus (New World hookworm)
Lineage: Eukaryota; Metazoa; Nematoda; Chromadorea; Rhabditida; Ancylostomatidae
Exons: 1
Coding region: 1-393 (130 amino acids)
Source: RefSeq, a predicted model, not a curated record
AUGCUAGGAGUAUCCUGCCUCACACAAGCUAGAGACGAGAUUCGAAGUUCCCUUCUACGUCAACGAUCGAAGAUCAGAGAUGCCACCGCGUUUGCCAAAGGAAGUAAAAUAGUGUGGAUUGGACAUGUGAUGAACUUUAACGAGAACCGUUGGACGAGAGCCGUCAGCGACUGGGUCCUCUCAAUUUUAAGCGCACCACAGGAAGGCCGCCGACCCGAUGCUCAAAUUUCUUCACGAAGUCCUUCAAAGAGCAUUAUUACGCUCUUCGGGUCCCACGCGAAUGGAGGAACCAUUGGGCGACUCUGGCACGCAAUCGGGACAUAUGGAAGAAUUACUAGCGCCCGCUUGACCAGUUCGAAGAUGAACGGGAGUCAAGGUGAGAAGAAGAGCUGA